AUGGCUUUCGGAGGUGUCGCGCUGCCCGGCUCGGGCACUUCUGCUAACAAUGCUACCAGCAUCAAAGGUGGCGUCAAUGCUGGAGCCCAGCCCAAAGCCAACGGCGCCGGCGAAGAUGACAAGAAGGCCGUUCUCGGCAAGGAUGUCGGCAUGGACCAGCAAGGCCUCUCGAGUGUUCAUGGCAUUGUGCCAACCUUGCAGAACAUUGUUGCUACCGUCAACCUGGAGGUGCGUCUCGACUUGAAGACCAUCGCCCUGCACGCCCGUAACGCCGAGUAUAACCCUAAGCGUUUUGCCGCAGUCAUCAUGCGUAUUCGCGAGCCCAAGACCACCGCACUCAUCUUCGCCUCGGGCAAGAUGGUGGUCACCGGUGCCAAGUCGGAGGACGACAGUCGUCUUGCCAGCCGAAAGUACGCGCGUAUCAUCCAGAAGCUCGGUUUCGAGGCUAAGUUCAGCGAGUUCAAGAUUCAGAACAUUGUCGGUUCAUGCGACGUGCGCUUCCCUAUUCGUCUUGAAGGACUCGCUUACAGCCACGGUGUGUACUCUUCGUACGAGCCCGAGCUGUUUCCUGGUCUUAUCUACCGCAUGGUCAAGCCCAAGGUUGUGUUGCUUAUCUUUGUCUCGGGCAAGAUUGUGCUCACGGGUGCCAAGGUACGAGAAGAGAUCUACCAGGCGUUCAAUCUCAUUCUACCUGUAUUGGCUGAGUUCCGGAAGCCUUGA
Mycosarcoma maydis (corn smut) is the source of this 720-nucleotide messenger RNA. RefSeq names its product putative TATA-binding protein. The record is from RefSeq and is a predicted model, not a curated record. The transcript is spliced from 2 exons. Lineage: Eukaryota; Fungi; Basidiomycota; Ustilaginomycetes; Ustilaginales. Gene Ontology annotation, biological process: DNA-templated transcription initiation. Bases 1 to 720 code for a protein of 239 amino acids. Gene Ontology annotation, molecular function: DNA binding; RNA polymerase II general transcription initiation factor activity.